GCGCGGCUUGAGUAACUCCGCCGUGCCUGCGCGACCGGCGCUGCCCCGGGGCCAUGGCUCUGCUCCGGCUGCUGCUGCUCCUGCUCCUGGCCCCUCGGGGGCUCGGCGCCGCUGCCAGCCCCGGGCAGGGGACGCAGGGCCGGGAGCGGGCGGCCAGAGGCAGGCAGGCUGUUUACAACCACAUCAAGAGCCGGGAGCCUCCCCCGGCUCCGCGGAGCCGCUCUACGGAGAGCACCAUCUUGGCGCAGCGGCUCGCCGAGGAGGUGCCCCAGGACGUGGCCUCGUUCCUCUACACGGGCGACUCCCGGGAGCUGCGGCGUGCCAACUGCUCCGGCAGGUACGAGCUGGCCAGCCUGGCCGGCAAGUCGCGCUUCACCUCGCACCCGUCCCUGCACGGGGCCCUGGACACCCUGACCCACGCCACCAACUUCCUCAACAUGAUCCUCCAGAGCAAUAAGUCCCGGGAGCAGAACUUGCAGGAGGACCUGGAGUGGUACCGAGCCUUGAUCAGGAGCCUCCUGGAGGGGGACCCCAACAUCUCCAGGGCAGCUAUCACCUUCAGCACGGAGCCUUUCUCCUCGACCCCCCAGGUUUUCCUCCAGGCCAGCAGGCACGAGAGCCAGAUCCUCCUGCAGGACUUGUCCUCCUCGGCUCACCGCCUGGCUAAUGCCUCCGUAGAGACAGAGUGGUUCCACAGCCUGAAGCGCAAGUGGAGGCCCCACCUGCACAGGAAGGUCUUGAACGCAGGCCCCAAAACUUUGGAGAACAGCUGGAAGAGGCGAGAGAGCUUCACGGCGGAUAAGAACCACAUCAGGUGGUCAUCGCCUUACCUGGAGUGUGAUAAUGGGAAUUACAAACCCGGCUGGCUAGUGACUCUCUCAGCAGCUUUCUAUGGACUGCGACCAAACCUUCUCCCCGAAUUCAGAGGUGUCGUUAAAGUGGACAUAAAUCUGCAGAAGGUGGAUAUCGACCAGUGCUCGAGUGAGGGGUGGUUCUCAGGAACGCACAGAUGUCAUCUCAACAACUCUGAGUGCAUGCCAAUUAAAGGCCUUGGAUUUGUGCUUGGAGCCUACAAAUGUAUUUGCAAGACUGGAUUCUAUCAUCCCAACAUCUUUUCAGUGAACAGCUUUCAGAGGAAGGAUACAGAUAAUCGCUUUUCUGGAGGUGACUUGUCGGAGGAAGUCUACACCUGCCUGCCCUGCAGGGAAGGAUGUUCUUACUGUACAGAUGAUACUCCCUGCUAUGCACAGGAGGACAAGUAUUUACGGCUUGCUAUCAUCUCAUUCCAAACUCUCUGUAUGCUGCUGGACUUCAUAAGCAUGCUGGUAGUCUACCAUUUCCGCAAGGCAAAGAGUAUCAGGGCUUCAGGGCUGGUGCUGUUGGAAACCAUUCUUUUUGGAUCACUUCUUCUGUACUUUCCAGUUGUCAUUUUGUAUUUUGAGCCAAGUGUAUUUCGCUGUGUUCUCCUAAGAUGGGUUCGUCUUCUGGGCUUUGCCACUGUUUAUGGAACUGUGACGCUCAAGCUACACAGGGUUUUGAAGGUAUUCCUGUCCCGAACUGCUCAGCGUAUUCCAUACAUGACAGGUGGGCGAGUGAUGAGGAUGCUGGCUGUAAUUCUCCUGGUAGUCUUUUGGUUUCUUGUUGGCUGGACUUCUGCAAUAACCCAAAAUUUGGAGAGAAACAUUCCACUCAUUGGCCAAGGGCAAACAUCUGACCACCUGAUCUUCAAUAUGUGCCUCUUAGACCGCUGGGAUUACAUGAUGGCUGUUGCUGAAUUUUUAUUCCUCUUGUGGGGUGUUUACCUCUGCUAUGCAGUGCGGACAGUCCCAUCAGCAUUUCAUGAGCCACGUUAUAUGGCUGUUGCAGUUCACAAUGAGCUCAUUAUCUCUGCUAUAUUCCAUACAAUUAGAUUCAUUCUUGCUUCGAGACUUCAGUCUGACUGGAUGCUGAUGCUGUUCUUUGCACACACACACUUGACUGUGACUGUCACUGUUGGGCUACUUCUGAUCCCUAAGUUUUCACAUUCAAGCAAUAACCCAAGAGAUGAUAUAGCUACAGAAGCUUACGAAGAUGAGCUUGAUAUGGGUCGAUCUGGAUCCUAUCUGAACAGCAGUAUCAAUUCAGCAUGGAGUGAGCAUAGUUUGGAUCCUGAAGAUAUUCGGGAUGAGUUGAAGAAACUAUAUGCACAGCUUGAAAUCUAUAAAAGGAAAAAGAUGAUUGCUAAUAACCCACAUCUCCAGAAAAAAAGGUGCUCUAAGAAGGGCCUGGGGCGCUCGAUAAUGAGACGUAUUACGGAAAUCCCGGAGACAGUCACCAGGCAGUGUUCCAGGGACGAGAAGGACCUGCUGGAACACAGUGCUGUGAAGAACACUGCUACACUGAAAAAAAACCCGCAGGAUUCCACCAGUUCUGUAAAGCCAAAAGAAGAGACUACCAAAAACAGAGUCUUUUCAUUAAAAAAAUCCCACAGCACUUACGAUCAUGUUAGGGAUCAAACAGGAGAACCUAACAGCUUAACCACAGAAAGCACAGAAGUUAUAGCUGCUGAGAAUUCACUUCUGGAUUCCUUGACUGAUAACGAUGUAACCAAAAAAGCUCCUGAAAAGGUUGAAGCAGUGUCCACUGAAUCGGUCCCUUUAGUGUGCAAAUCAGUAAGUGCUCACAACUUAAGUGCAGAUAAGAAGCCUUUGCAUCCAAGAACAUCUGUGUUACAAAAAUCCCUCAGUGUUAUUGCUAGUGCCAAGGAAAAGACUCUGGGACUAACGGGUAAAACACAAAGUCUAGAAGAGAGCACUAAAUCUCAUAAAUCUCAGCAGAAGGGUAAGGAGCCCAGCAAAAAGCACUCAGCCUCUGAUAAAGGGGAGCAUAAGGAGUCUCACCGGAAGAACUCUACCCACUCUGAGGAAGCAAAGAAAACCCAUAAGUCUGGAAUUAUGAAACAGCAAAGGGUUGCUCAAACACCCACAAAUCCAGACACAGGCCCAGGUAAGUCUCUGCACAAGGACACUUUUGACAUAGGAGAAGUUUGUCCUUGGGAGAUAUAUGACCAAACUCCUGGUCCUGUGCCUUCUGACUCUAAGGUUCAAAAACAUGUGUCUAUUGCUUCCUCGGAGCCAGAGAAAAAUCACCCUUCCCAGCCAAAGGGGAAAUCUCAUCAUAAGCAGAAGACACCUGAGGGGUAUCAACAAUCAAAUCAACAGAGCUCAGAGAAGGUGGAGGCAGCCACUCGGGAGGCACAAGAGCAGCAGGUUUUUGAAAAUGAGAAAAAACAGUCAAAUUCCAAGUCUCAGGUCUCACCUGGGCAGAAGUGUGAGAACUUUAAUAGAUAUGCACCGAAUAUUUGUGCUGGGGAGCAUGAUGAGCUACCCCCGAAAGCUGUGGAAAACAUCAAUAAAUUGGUGGAACAGAAAAAAAAUGCCUCUUCUGAGGGAAAUGUGCUUUCAUCUGACUCCCGUAAGCCAAGUAGUUACUUACAGCAACCUUCAGCAUCUCGAGCUGAAGUCUGCCCUUGGGAGUAUGAUACACCAGAUUUACCAAAUGCAGAAAGAAGUGUAGCUUUAUCGAACACCUCUGCUAUAAGUGCAAAUAAAACAGCAACACCUCGAAAAUAAGAGGCUUUUGGACUGAGGAGAGUAGCAACAUUGAGAAGAAAGACAACAGGAAAGACAGAGGGGACUUAGGCCAAAAGGAUCUGAAAAUUCCUAAGGAGCAUCACUUUAAUUAAAGGAAUCAGCACAACAAAUAAGUAGGAAUUAAACAAAGCAAAUUAUUAUUAUUGUUAUUAUUUAUUUGUUGAGUGCCAACAAUGUGAUUAGCGGUGCCCAGAAUGUGUUCCCUACUCCAAGGAUUGUACUGUGUCAAUGAAAGUAACCUGCCUUUGUGAAAUUACUUCUCCUUUAAAAGGAACAAAAAAAAAAAAAAGGUGGUAACAAACGCACACCACAGGUCUUAACAGAAUUAUUUCUGAAUGCCAAAGCUGGCUUUAACUCGCCCUUGGGACUUUAGAGAUCCAACAGAAGUAGGGCACAGAAAAUGUCCUGAUGGCAAAAAGGGGUAUCAAUGAGCAGCUGUUAAAAUGACGACUUUUCACUUUGCAUAUUUUAAUCUUGAUAGCACUGCUAACUCAAUGCAUCCCAAAAAUACAUUUUAUAUAAUGAUUGCUCUCAUUUUCUUAUUACUGUGUGUUUAAGUACAUUGUUGUGUCUCAUAUUUAAGCAUUCCAGAUUGUAUAAUUUUUGCAAAUAACUUUGAUAUUAUGUGACACAACAACACAUUUAUGCAAUCUGCAGAUAUUUUCUUCCUAUUGUAACUUAAAAUACCUGCUAUAGACUUUUUGUUAAUAUAUAGAAUUACAGUAAUCUUCCACUGGCUGUGGAAGCUGUAACUCUCAUUGGGAAAUUCCUUUGGGCUUUGGGGAUUUUUUUUCCUUUCCUGUGAUUUAUAUAGUGAACUUUUUGUUUUAUUCUCUGUUAUUUAAAUUUAUAGUUUGAUACUGUAUUAUUCAGGGGUUUUAUACACAGCAAGUUAUUUGUUAUGCACUUCCCUGUUAAUGCUCAUAGACUUUGUCAAUAGUGGAAAUCCAGUCGUCUUAGCUGCAUAUUCUGGUAAGUCUUAGGACAACUUAUCUGUUGUUUGUUAGAAAUUGGAAAAUAUAAUCUAAGAAACCAGAAUACCAAUUUUAAACAUCCAUAAUGAUGAUCUUGUUCAGUAUUUCAUACUGAGGAUAUAUUUCUAAAUGAGACAAGCAAGAAUGACAACAAAUAUACCCCAGAAAUGAUGACCUGCUUUUACUAAAACCAGACAACCCUGGGAAAUAUAUUAGCUAGCUCAUAUGGAACAACAGUUUACUGUUUAUCCCUGUUGGCAAACCUCCAGUAACCGGCCUUUGGAGAUACACAAGUGAGGAGAGAGAAUCUGAAAUAUUACUCUUCCCCUAUAUAUGCAACUGUAAGAGAUAGCAGGAAUGAAAAUGAUGGCAUCUCUCUCCCACUCUCCAAACGCUUAGGUUUUAUUUAUUUAUUUUUAAUUUAUACAUACAUUUACACUAAAAGUAUUUAGUAUUUUACAGUGCUAAUUUUCAGUAAUAGCUACAGUCCUCAUCCUGCAUAUGAGCUUAAUUCAAAGGUGGCCCGUUUACAACUAUGAGUCUUAGUGCAGAAACACUCAUGGUAUACCAUCAGGGCCUAAGAGGUAUCAUAGAGAAUCUGUGCAGCACUAACAAUAAAAACUAGGUUCCACCCUCGCCCAUCUGAAUGUAGUACCAGUGAAGUGCUAUUCACUAGAAUUGGCUGUACGUACAGUACUCCAAAAUACAGACAGCUCAGUCCUAAAGAACUCGUGCAAUUUGAGAGAAGUGAUGGGAUUCAAUGAAAGAACACGAAAUGAGGAUGAUUGAAUAGAAUGUGUUGUUAAAUAUAUAUAUAAUAUAUAUAUAAAAUAGAUAUUUAUAUAUGUUUAAUAUAUAUAUAACAUGUCAUAUCUAAUACACACUUGCACAUAUAGUAUAAACUGAUUUUUGUGGCAUCAUAGAAAAAGUGGCUUAAGAUAAAAUGCAACAAUCAGAGGGACUUAGACAAGCUGGACAUGAGCAGGAAUUUUUUUUGUCCUUUGACAUGGACAGGAGAAUACUAGCCCAUCUACACUGACAGAUCAAGACAGACCUGAUCUUCCUACUGCCUCUGUGAAGCCCAAAGCUGGGACAUGCAGAUGCCUAAGCCAGUUGGAAACAAGUCAGCUCAGGUCCCAGUGCUCUCUGAACACAUUGGCCCUACUCAUAAAUUCUACCAAGAGUCAGAGCCUGUUAGCUCUAGGUGACAGUGGCCAAACUGCCCCAAGCAACCUGGUGAGCCUGUGCUCGAUUCCACCAUGGGGACAUGCCGACUUAGGUCUUUGCUGGCCUGGGCUGGUCUGACUCCCCCACCUCACUUUUGGAGGGUGUAAGCAUGGCCUUGGAGAGCUGGUCUCUACAUUCAACACACAUCUUCUGGCCAGGACCCUUACUUUGGCCACCUGUGCACCCACUUUGCCCACACAGCGCCAGUGGUGACCCAUGUGCAGCCCAAACCCAGCUCACUACUGAUUUUGGAAAAGAGCUGAAGUUAGAGCCCAUGUGCCCAAAUUCCCCCUCCCCAAUCCCAGACACUCACAAAAUUUGGAAGUAACUUUUCCAUCAGCUUCAGUGGGAUUUGAUCAGCUCUUCAGUGGGGAAGUAACCCUAAACUUCCCUGUGCAGGAAGAAGUCCAUCCUGGGAACACAGCUCUCUGGAAUUCCUGCGGGGGCACACUGACCCUUUCCAGAGAGAUACACCAUUAAAACCUGAUGAAUAUGGUGAUCAUCUUGUUCCUCUCCUACCCCUGGAAGAAGGUCCUGCAGCACAUCCAGGAGGUGGUUGGUAUGAACGGGGGAGAAGGGCAGCUUACAGCAGGUUGCCCUUACAAAGGCGCUGAGGUUCGAAGUGGGCAUCUGUAGGGGAGUCAUGGAAAGAGAUUUUUGUACAUCCUCACUGCCUCUUAGAGACGGAUGUUCACAAGGAGCAGGCACCAGCCCCAGUGCCCUAACUUGUCCUGGUCUCCUUUCUUUACCUCAAGGACACACUGCUGCUUGGUGGAUGGUGCAGCAUCCACCAGGGGUGAGGGCAUCCACAUCAGCCACACAGCACCACUGUCCCUUGCUGCACUGGCAGGAUCCAGCCCUUCAUGCGUGACUCUAUCUGUGCCGCUCUUCUCUAUCUACAAUUCAUUGCUCUUUUUUUUUUUUUUUUUUUUUUUUUCUUACUUUUUAAAAGAUAUCCUCAUUAGAAACACAGAAACAAAGCCCAUUCCUUAGCUGGUGUACAUCAGCCCAGCUGCACUGGCAGCAGAAGAAUGAAGGCUGGUUUACCAGGGAAAGCACUGGCUUGUGUACUCUUGUUUGGUUUUGUUUUCUUUCAUCCUGACCCUUUCCCUCACUUCUUAAAAAAUGUCUGUUAUAGUUCUUUAGGCUUGUUGUAGUCAUAUAUCCUAAGACUGAAACAAUUGGAGAUCUUUCCUUCAGAAAGCAACAAAGCUUUCCCCAGUUUGUUUAGCAAUGGAUAUUUGGGCUACAGAUUCAAUUGGUACUUUAGAUUAUUUUGCACUUAAGAAAGAGGGGCCAAACUUCACUCAACUAUUAUAUUUCACUAUGAUGCUGCUAGAAACAUUGCUUAAUGAAGACAUACUAAGUUAGACAUAACUAAUGUUCUGUAUUUCAUAGAUUUUUCUCCACCAGCAUAUAUUGGCUAGAUUGCUUAGUUGUCUUUUUCUGGAGUUUCAUUGUCAUUAUUCAGCCAAGAGAAGUGCAACUCUAGAAUUAAGAUGUUUUCUAGCAGAUCUGUUAAGAGAAAAGAUAAUAAACACUAAGGUCACAAACAUUUGCUAGGUUGUCCUUUUAAAUGCAUGUGCAAGCUGCAUUUCUCCUUUAUUUCUAAGCCAUGGUUUAUAAAUAAUUAGAUUUAUACCAAUCUUAUUAGACUUGUAUAAUUUAUGCAAGAUUAUACGCUUUAAAAUAUAAAUCAGUACACACCUAUCAUCAGCUUUGGUGGCAUCAUAGACCUGAAACUGGACAAUACUUUUAUAUUUGCUCUCCUUAGGCUUUUGCAUGCAUAUGACAACAGGCAGGCCUGAGAAAACACUGCCUUUUGACUUUUAACAUUUUAGCUACUCCAAGUUGUAGAGUAUAUAAAGCUGUAAGUCUCUUCACUUUAUAACGUGGUUCUUAUAACAAUGUUAUCUGGCAACCAACAGCAUCCACCAUGAACUACUUGAUAGAUUUAUGUUGUAAUGUGUUGCAGCAUGUAAAUAAUGUAACUUCUCUGCAAUAAAGCACAUUUAUAUGAAAUC
Messenger RNA from Oxyura jamaicensis (ruddy duck), 7857 nucleotides. It is a transcript of the gene GPR158, whose product is annotated as G protein-coupled receptor 158. The record is from RefSeq and is a predicted model, not a curated record. NCBI's taxonomy places the organism in Eukaryota, Metazoa, Chordata, Aves, Anseriformes, Anatidae. Gene Ontology annotation, molecular function: G protein-coupled receptor activity. The transcript is spliced from 11 exons. The coding region runs from base 54 to 3611 and encodes 1185 amino acids. Gene Ontology annotation, biological process: G protein-coupled receptor signaling pathway. Gene Ontology annotation, cellular component: membrane.